Molecule: messenger RNA, 1146 nt
Organism: Suillus subaureus
Lineage: Eukaryota; Fungi; Basidiomycota; Agaricomycetes; Boletales; Suillaceae
Exons: 9
Coding region: 1-1146 (381 amino acids)
Source: RefSeq, a predicted model, not a curated record
AUGCACAAUCGUGCAAUACCACCUAGCUGUAAAGCAACCAAAGGAGCCCAGCGAAUGUUAGAUGGCUCCCUUGCAACUAAGAUUCCUGAAUUUACGAAGUCUGGGCUGAUGGAUUAUAUUGUCGAGUUAAUUGUCUCUGAGGAUGAGGCAUUCCAACUCAUCAAUAAGGGACCAUUUCGCCGCUUACUUCAAUACCUCCAGCCCUCCCUUUCAGACAGGGAUAUCCCCCAUCGUACGAAGACUCACAACAAAAUUCUUGAAUGGGCCAAGGUGAGCACUGUGUGUUGUACGGAGCAUGCCUUACACUUAGCAGCCAAGCACUUUGUUGAGGAGGUUGCUCCUACACCAGCAAGUGUUCUCCUCAAGAACACAACCACAGCCAAUGAUGAUGAUGAUGACAAAGACAAAGAGACUGAUUUUGAUGUUGCUGACACUGUUGGAAAAGCACUUGCACUUGUCACACAGUGCUGUGCUGAGGUCAAUGAGCCCAACCUGGAGCUCUUAAAAUGGAUUCGCACUCAAUGGGCCUCGCUGUUUGGCAUGUUGGAGCACACCCUCAAGUUGCAUAAGCUUGUAGAUGAUAGCAAUGAAGUUCCAAACCUGCAGGGCAAGUUGUAUGGCACAUUCAAGCUCUCAGCCAAGGAAUGGAAGAAGCUAGAGUUGAUGCAUGAUGUGCUUCAGGAGCCUGCAAAUGCUCAGCAAUCAUUCUCUGCGACUCGCAAACCCACUGUAUGGCAUGCAAUCCUGGUGCUCGAAUUCCUCCAACAAACCUGGCAAAAUAUGGCUGGGUCUUCAAAGUUUGCCAACUUUUCAACCACCAUUGACUCUGGCAUCGACAAUCUUCACAAGUGGUACCACAAGAUCAAUGAAACUGAUGUCUAUUUCAUUUGUCUUGCACUUGACCCUAACUACAAGAUUGCAUAUGCAAAGAGUAAAUGGGAGCCCUGUGACUUCAACAAGGGCAUGAGAUGCCUACAGAUCGUUUUCAACAAAUACUAUCAUCAUAAUUCCUUGCUGGAUGCAGAGCCUGCUGUUGUGGCUCCUUCCUCUCUUUCAAGGUCGUUAGAUUACAUGUGGGCCUGGGUGUGCAUAUUACUUCUGAGGGUGUACAGUGACCCUAUCUUGGGUCACAGAUUCCAUGGAUGA